This is a messenger RNA of Endocarpon pusillum Z07020, 483 nucleotides long. RefSeq lists its product as uncharacterized. Gene Ontology annotation, biological process: intracellular protein transport. The record is from RefSeq and is a predicted model, not a curated record. Lineage: Eukaryota; Fungi; Ascomycota; Eurotiomycetes; Verrucariales; Verrucariaceae. Bases 1 to 483 code for a protein of 160 amino acids. The transcript has 3 exons. Gene Ontology annotation, cellular component: mitochondrial outer membrane.
AUGGUCAAGCUCAAGGAAGUAGAGGACGAGCAUUUCGCCGAAAAGCCCGCUACGACAAAGGACGACGCGCUGCUGGAAAGCGACAAUGAUGACGACUAUACAGACACAGACUCCGAGAUUUCAGUAGCCUCGGACCUCGAUGUGCCAACCUCAGAAUCGCUCCUCGACCGAGUCGCCGCGCUCGUCGACAUCAUCCCACCUUCCGCGCGCGGCAAGAUCUCCUCCACAUCCUCUUCCAUCGCAUCUUUCACCGGCUCCGCCUUAAGUUUCACUGGCAAGAGCCUCUGGGUGGUAUCAACCAGCGUUCUGUUGUUGGGAAUCCCAUAUGCUCUAGCUUUUGGUCAGGAGCAGGAGAUCAUGGAGCGGGAACGGGAAGAGGGAUUGAUGCGGGAGGGUGCCAGUUCGAUGCUUCAAGCUGGCCAAGCGGGCGCGCCGGGAGUGACAGCACCGCAGGGUGGACAGGGAGGGAAACCUUCGCUGUAG